Funneliformis caledonium is the source of this 123-nucleotide messenger RNA. The record is from the annotation of a GenBank genome assembly. NCBI's taxonomy places the organism in Eukaryota, Fungi, Glomeromycota, Glomeromycetes, Glomerales, Glomeraceae.
AUGGUGGUAAAUCAAAAGGUUAUGGUGGUAGAUCAAAAGGUCAUAGUGGUAGAUCAAGAGGUCAUAGUAGUAGAUCAAAAGGUCGUGAUAGUGGAUCAAGAGGUUACAGUAAUGAAUCAAGAG